GCAAACUCCAUCCCACCUCCAUCAUGUAAGACCCAACCGCAAAUCACCAGCGUGAGCAGAAGCAAGAAGAAGUGCUCCGCCAUCUCUCGCCACCUCCCGCGAUCUAAACCAGCAGUGACGACCAGGAUCAGCGACAAACAGAGGCAAGAGCCAGCCCCGUCUCUGCCCCGCACGCCGCCACCUCUGCCAGUCGUAGUUCCUUCCGUCCAUCGAUUCGGCAACCCAAAUUCAUUCGAAUCGUAUUCUAAACGCGGCGAUGUCGACGGCAAAGACGGCGGGGGAUCGAACGACGACCACCAA
Linum tenue is the source of this 300-nucleotide messenger RNA. The record is from the annotation of a GenBank genome assembly. Lineage: Eukaryota; Viridiplantae; Streptophyta; Magnoliopsida; Malpighiales; Linaceae.